AUGGUUGGCCAAUCACACAACAAGGCUGUAUCUGUAAAUUCUGGGAGUCCUUUAACUUGUAGCGCUCGCGGUAGUAUCACCUCUAAGGGGCCACUACGAUGGACUAUAGCUGCUGCAAAAAUUUUGCUUUGCACCAGUCAGGUCGUUGACACGGACAUCGUUCGAAAGUAUGGACUCGGGACACAGAACGAUGUAACCCCAUCACGCGGUAUUGUUGUGAUUGCAGACGAAGGUGGCCAAUGUCUCGAGACCGAGGCGUGGAUUCCUGUCGCUGCCCUGGGCAGGGCUCAUGAUAUCAAGGGCAUUAUUCGGUUUGGAGACAGGUUUCAGCUGGGUCCUGUCGUCAUGAAUUCGGGGGAUGAACCUUUCAACGAGUUUGCCUCCCAGAUCAGUCGAUCAUUGUUCGACAGAAUUCUUCGGUCCACAGAGACCAAGGUGUCGUUGAAUAUACAACAGCGCAUGAGGCCUGAGCUCUGGUAA
Molecule: messenger RNA, 480 nt
Organism: Aspergillus oryzae RIB40
Lineage: Eukaryota; Fungi; Ascomycota; Eurotiomycetes; Eurotiales; Aspergillaceae
Exons: 2
Coding region: 1-480 (159 amino acids)
Source: RefSeq, a predicted model, not a curated record